Messenger RNA from Microtus oregoni (creeping vole), 2116 nucleotides. It is a transcript of the gene Agpat1, whose product is annotated as 1-acylglycerol-3-phosphate O-acyltransferase 1. Lineage: Eukaryota; Metazoa; Chordata; Mammalia; Rodentia; Cricetidae. Bases 314 to 1168 code for a protein of 284 amino acids. Gene Ontology annotation, biological process: phosphatidic acid biosynthetic process. The transcript has 7 exons. Gene Ontology annotation, molecular function: 1-acylglycerol-3-phosphate O-acyltransferase activity. The record is from RefSeq and is a predicted model, not a curated record. Gene Ontology annotation, cellular component: endoplasmic reticulum; membrane.
AUCCGGGCCUUUGGACCGGGGACUCUCUCGGCUUGAUUGGGCGGUUUGCUUCGCCGCUGAUUGGCCGAGACCUGGAGAGCCGGUGCUGAGCUCGGGAAAAGAGGGCAGAAGUACCAGGGUCGCAGGGUUCAAGAUGGCUCCGGCCUCCUUGGGUGACGUAGAGGGCAGAACUUGGGUCCGCCCCUCCCUCCUGGAGAAGUGGGGAGCAGAAGUGGGGUUAGCCCGACGUGUGGAUGGUGCGGUCAUCGGUCUGCGGCGCUGGUGUUAACCCAACUCUCUCGGUUGGACGACUCAGCCUCUCUAGGUGACCAGAAUGGAGCUGUGGCCCGGGGCCUGGACAGCGCUGCUGCUGCUGCUGCUCCUCCUGCUGUCCACCCUGUGGUUCUGCAGCCCCAGUGCCAAGUACUUCUUCAAGAUGGCCUUCUACAACGGCUGGAUCCUCUUCCUGGCUAUCCUCGCGAUCCCUGUGUGCGCAGUGCGAGGGCGCAAUGUCGAGAACAUGAAGAUCUUGCGUCUGAUGCUGCUGCACAUCAAAUACCUGUAUGGGAUCCGAGUGGAGGUGCGGGGGGCUCAGCACUUCCCUCCCACGCAGCCCUACGUUGUGGUCUCCAACCACCAGAGCUCCCUCGACCUGCUCGGGAUGAUGGAGGUGCUGCCGGAUCGCUGUGUGCCCAUUGCCAAGCGGGAGCUACUGUGGGCUGGCUCUGCGGGGCUGGCCUGCUGGUUGGCGGGAGUCAUCUUCAUUGACCGGAAACGCACGGGAGAUGCCAUCAGUGUCAUGUCUGAGGUGGCCCAGACCCUGCUCACCCAGGAUGUGCGAGUCUGGGUUUUUCCUGAAGGAACGAGAAACCACAACGGUUCUAUGCUGCCCUUUAAACGUGGCGCCUUCCACCUUGCAGUCCAGGCCCAGGUUCCCAUUGUCCCCAUAGUCAUGUCCUCCUAUCAAGACUUCUACUGCAAAAAGGAACGCCGUUUCACCUCGGGACGAUGUCAGGUACGGGUGCUGUCCCCAGUGCCCACAGAAGGGCUGACACCGGAUGAUGUCCCAGCUCUGGCGGACAGAGUCCGGCACUCCAUGCUCACCGUCUUCCGGGAGAUCUCCACUGAUGGCCUGGGUGGCGGUGACUGUCUGAAAAAGCCUGGGGGAGCGGGCGAGGCCCGGCUCUGAGCUUCCUCCUACCCUUCCCCUCUUCCUCCCCACACCUCUAACCCAGAGCCUGAAGCAGGGCCAGGCCCUCUUCCUGGGUCCCCACUCCCUAUUCUCCUUUUUGAGUCUUCAACUUCUGAAGUGAAUAUGGAUACAGCAUCACUCCAUGUCCUUCCCCACCCUACCCACGGACUCUUCCCGUGUGGGCACAGUCUCCACUGCGAUCCCCACCUGCCAUCUUGUCUUGUGGGACAGUUGCCUCCCCUCAUCUCAAGUGGCUCAUCAGAUACAAGGGUGGGGACAUUCCAUCCCAUCCUUCCCCAAUGGUCUCUUUGUGGCCUUCUCUUCCUCUCCACCCCACACUGGACAAUGGACUCAUCUGUUGUGUGGAACAAUCCAUUCCUCACGCCAAGUCCACAGAUGGAGUGGGCCCAUCUGCUGUGAGGACUCCUCACCCUGUGGCUGGAAGCUGCACCUGAGGACUCCCCAGCUCACCUAGGGAACUCAACACUGUCACCCUCAGCGGGGCUGGGCUCGUCUAACUCGGAGGCCUCAUCCCUGCCCAUGCCAGGGGCUGAGCACACUUCAAAUGCCAAUUCUGCUUUCCCCGUCCCUUUGGUAGAGGUCUCCAGGGUCCUGGCCCAGCACCAUCUAACCAAAUUCCGGAGGGGCAGUCCUUAGAAGCUGCGCUCUCUGCUCCCUGGGGCCUUAGGGGAAAGAACCUGACCCUGGUGAGAGGGAGAGGAGGGCGCUUAAUUUAUUUCUCUUUCUUUUGAGGUACCUCCCCCUCUGAGCCAGUUUUCAUUUCCUCCCAGUGGCACUGGCCACUCCCCUGCCUCCCACUCUAGACCCAUUCCUAAGACCCAGGAGGUAGGCGGGGGGCAGAAGGAAGGAGUGGGAUCCAGUUUUGUGUGGUUGGUUUUUAUUAUGGGGUAACAGCAAGCAACUGAGAAUAAAGAGAAAGAGAGA